Entamoeba dispar SAW760 is the source of this 1455-nucleotide messenger RNA. RefSeq lists its product as uncharacterized. NCBI's taxonomy places the organism in Eukaryota, Evosea, Mastigamoebida, Endamoebidae. The record is from RefSeq and is a predicted model, not a curated record. Gene Ontology annotation, cellular component: nuclear body. Gene Ontology annotation, biological process: mRNA processing; primary miRNA processing. The transcript has a single exon. Bases 1 to 1455 code for a protein of 484 amino acids.
AUGUCAUAUCGAGGAAGUUAUUCUUCAAGUAAUUAUUAUUCAAGGAGGUAUUCUCCUGAUGACAGUAUGAGUGAUUCUCCAAUUAGUUAUUCACCUAAACCACGAGAUCGAGACCGAACGAAUGAAAGAAUGAAUGAACGAGAAUGGGAUAUGAUAAGACAUAACGAAUGGAAUGGGUACUCACCACGAAGAGGAGUAAGGCGAGAAGAACCAUACUUAUCACCACGAAGAGACAUUCGAAGAGAAGAACCAUAUCUUUCACCACGAAGAGAUAUUCGAAGGGAAGAACCAUACUUAUCACCACGAAGAGAAAUGAGAAGAGAUGAGCCAUAUCUUUCACCACGAAGAGAUAUUCGAAGAGAAGAUGAAAGUGGAAUGUUUUCACCACGUAGUCGAUCUGAAAUGAGAUUUAGAGAGAAACGAAGAGAAGAAGAACAAGAAGCAGAAACGUAUUUUAAUAGGAAUAGAAGAAAUGAAUGGUUUAUUAAACAAUUUCAUCCAAUCAAUUUAAGGGAAAGGAGAAUGGCUAAACAACGACAAGUACAAGAAGCGUAUGAUAAAUUUAUGAAUAACAUUAUAUUUCCGAAUUAUGGAGAUGAGAAGAGUCUUCCUGAUGAUCCAUAUGAUGGUAGAAGAGUUAUGGUAAUAUCUGAUCAUGCCACAACAAGUGAAAGAAUGAAAGAGAUUGCACCACUUAAAGAACAAGUCGAAAAAGUUGUUAUUGGAGAUCCACGAUAUAGGAAGGUUAGUGUUGGAUUUGUUGUAUAUAAAACUAAAGAAGCAGCUACACAAGCAAAAACAAUGCAAAGUGAAUCUGAAAGAAGUCAAUUAAGUUCUAUUCGAUCAAAAGAACCACAAUUACGUUAUGCACCAAGAGAUUUUAAUGAAAAAGAACGAUUAGACAAAGAUUGUGUACAAUUAAAUCAACUUAUUGGAUUAAUGGAUCAAAUUAAUGGAGUUAAAGGAAAACCAUUACAAGAAACACCUGAAUGGGAACAUUGGAAUAUUAGAGAAAAAGUUGAUGUUCAAAUUACGUAUUUAAGAAAAGUACAUUCAUUAUGUUAUUAUUGUUUAAUAGAAUAUGCAGAUGAAGAAGAGUUAUAUAGAAGAUGUACUAUUCAUUAUAGAGAAAGUAGUGUUAUUAAUCAAGAUUCACAUCUUCCUCCAAAAACAGUACAUUGGUUUAAAAAUUUUGAUAAUUAUGAAUAUAGUUUUUAUACAUCUUUAAAAGAAGAAGAUAAGGCAUUGGCAUCUGAAGCACAAAAGAGAAUUGUUUCAAAACUGUUUAAAGAAGGAAUUUGUAAUGUAUGUAAUCAAAAAGUUGAAGAUCCAGUUAAACAUGCUUUUAAUUGUCAUUCAAGUAAAAUUGAUCCAGUUGAUAUUGAUGAAAUCAAUGAACGAUUUAAACGUAAUUUCCUUUCAGAUCCAAAAAAGAAAGCAUUACCUAAUUAUUAG